CAAAGACAAGCCUGCUGAGUGCACGAUUACUCUCAAGAUAGAUCCGCGGGUGAAGAUCGCUCAAUUCCACUAAGGCGGUGAUACUGUUUGGAGGCCUAUUGACUGUUACCAACAUUAUGAAUAGACAAGCGACCUAGAUCCCUCCCAAGCCUACGCCAAGACACUCCCUGCUGCGACUUCCAUCACAACAUCUCGCCGAAUCUUCAUCGGAGCUCCAAUUCGCAAACUUGCUAGCUGACUUAUUACGAAACAUUCAGGCCCUGGACCGCAGCCUCUGCGAGGCAUGUCUGGGUUCCCCGCACAACAAGCACAAACUCGAAACGCAGUGUUAGCGUCGGCGCGAUUGCCAAACGGAAAGCUCGGAAACAGUGCCAACUGGAAUUUCAACUUGCCCAUGAGCGGUACCCCAAAUCUUCAGAACAACCAGCAGCGCAAUAUUGGUGCAAUGGGAACUUUCGCGCAAAGUAUUGGCGGAUCACAACCUGCUACGCCACUAGAUCUAUCAGAAUUCCCCUCCCUAUCAGGGGCACCCCAAGUAUCUCAACCUCAAAAUCCGGGGCAGCUAGCUUGGGCAAACGUCAGCCAGCGAGUCGCGCAACAGACCCCCGUGCAAAGACAACAUCCUCCUACGUCCCAGGCACCCUCACGAGCUUCACAAACACAAUCUCAUACCCCGCAACCUCAGUCUCAGCCAUCACAUGACGACUUAUUCCCGUCUGGAACCCAGUUUGCGAGUCGGCUGGACGACUUUAGGAACGGCGGACAAGGAAUCAGUGGUCAAUUAGGGGCUGGUGGCCAACCGCAAACCGGCAGUAUUGACGAGUUUCCACCUCUUGGACGAAGCGUGCAGGGUGCGGGGUUUGGUAACUACAAUAGUGGUAUCGCAUUCUCUGGUGUGUCCCAGGCGCAAGCUACUCCAGGUCGCACAAUGAUGGCAGCAUCCAUAAACGGACAGGAGACGGCGAGAAUGAUGUCUCCUGUAACGGCAGCGUCGGGCGGUAUCGCGACGACACGGUCACCUGCGGCGCAAGGUCCGAACGGGGUUAUCAGUCCAGAAAAAGAUGACUUGAACACCGCCAUGAUGUCGAACCAGCGCGCUCAGGGUGUCACUGGUGAUGCGCAGGAAUCCCCUGCUGUCAGCCAGAGCGCUGAGCAGCCACCGCUAUCUCAAAUGAGUGAGAUUGAUAAGUUCGGGCUUUCCGGACUGCUCCGCAUGAUCCAUAGCGAAAGCCCAGACGUUGCAAGCCUUGCAGUAGGGCAAGAUUUAAUGACAUUGGGCCUAGACCUGAACCAGGCAGAACCUCUUCAUACCUCAUUUGCGUCGCCAUUCGUCUCGUCUAUGUCAGCUGUACCUCUAGAACAAGACUUUUCGCUUCCUUCUUGCUACAGUGUUGCCAAUAUUCAACCACUACAGUCGCGCAUUCCUAGCUUCAGUGACGAGACGUUAUUUUACGUAUUCUACAGCAUGCCAAGAGACAUAAUGCAAGAACUUGUAGCGGAGGAGCUCAUGGGUCGCAAGUGGAGGUAUCACAAAAUAGAGCGAUGCUGGCUGACUCGGGAUGAGACAUACCCUGGACCCGUUGACGUUGAGCGGGGUGUCAGCGAGCGUGGUGUCUAUCUUCUAUGGGAUCCUGCCAGUUGGAAGAAGGUCAGGCGUGAGUUCAUCCUGCGGUAUGAGGAUCUGGAUAACCGGCUGGAUCCGAAUAGAGGCCUUACGCGCGCAGUCGGGUUCUCGCAUCACGCUUCAUGAGUCUCGGUUUGAAGCGGGUCUAAUUUAUCAGCGGCGGCGUUUGGUCGAACACCUACUUCUAUGUAAGACCAGAUGCUGCCAGCCGGAGCAGUCGCCUCGGAGACGAGGAAUUCUGCUUUAUUUGGAAUGGACUGUAUUCCGUACAGAUAGCCAGGAUAUUAUAUCCUAACCUGAAUGAUUUGAAUGACCUGCGCAAAGACCCUCAUUGUAACGACCAACAUUUUCUAUUUCGUAUUCACUAACCGUACCCUGUUGAGUUCCCAACCGAGUACGGAGGUUAAACGAUACCAAUAUU
Messenger RNA from Monascus purpureus, 2045 nucleotides. The record is from the annotation of a GenBank genome assembly. Lineage: Eukaryota; Fungi; Ascomycota; Eurotiomycetes; Eurotiales; Aspergillaceae.